Molecule: messenger RNA, 1353 nt
Organism: Leptinotarsa decemlineata (Colorado potato beetle)
Lineage: Eukaryota; Metazoa; Arthropoda; Insecta; Coleoptera; Chrysomelidae
Product: cathepsin L1-like
Source: RefSeq, a predicted model, not a curated record
ACAGUCGUUUUAUAAUGUACUUGUUAAAUUAUUUAUAUGAAGUGAUGUAGAUGUAGUGUGGAUUUUUUAUACAAACAACGAAAAUCAGUAUGAUAUACUCAUAUUUGCUAAAGCUGGUGGUGUUUGUGUUCUCUAUUAAAUUAGUGUCUUCUGGUUACGAUUAUGAGGAUUACGAUGCAGUAGGCACCGAUUUGGAUAGGCAAUGGAAUGAAUUCAAGGAAAAAUUUAAUAAAACCUAUUCCGAUUACCAUGAGUUAGUAAAAAAGAGAGUUUGGCAGGAAAACUUAGAAAAAAUCAAGAAACACAAUGAAGAAGCUGCUCAAGGAUUACACUCUUUCUACAUCAAAGAAAAUCAUUUGACCGAUAUGACAGUACAGAGUUAUCUACAAACAAUGGUUAAACUUACGAAGAGCCGACAUCGAAAAGUAGAUCCCGAGCAAGUAGGAGACUUUUAUGAUAAACUAAUGCAUUUGCCUGAAGAAAUUAAUUGGAUUGAAAAAGGUUUCAAGACUCCACUUUAUAACCAGAGGGACUGUGGUUCCUGUUACGCCUUUAGUAUAGCUAGUGCUAUCCAAGCCCAAGUUUUCAAGCACACUGAAAAACUUGUUCCAUUGAGUGAACAGCAAAUAGUUGACUGCAGUGUUACUUAUGGAAACUAUGGGUGCGCUGGUGGAUCUCUCAGAAACACUUUGAGAUAUUUGGAAAAAGUUGGAGGACUCAUGACAUAUAAUGAUUAUCCAUACAGAUCUAGGCAACAGAAAUGUGCCUAUGACAAGCACAGGGCGAUAGUCAAUAUAACCUCCUGGUCCAUUCUUCCAGCCCGUGAUGAAAGGGCUCUGGAGGUUGCUGUAGCUAGAAUUGGACCUGUGGCUGCUUCCAUAAAUGCAAGUCCCCACACUUUUCAACUCUAUCACAAAGGAAUAUACGAUGAUAUAACAUGCACCUCCAACAAUGUGAAUCAUGCCAUGCUAGUUGUCGGCUACACGAAAGAUACAUGGAUAUUGAAAAAUUGGUGGGGAAAACAUUGGGGAGAAAAUGGAUACAUGAGGCUGAGGCGACACAAAAAUCGAUGUGGUGUGGCGAAUUAUGCUGCUUAUGCUUUGGUUUAAUUUCAAAAAUUUAAGAAUAUUCAGUUUACUUCCUAAUUGUUUCCAUCCAACAAAUUACCAAAAUAUAUAUUGAGUCAGAAGUUUAAAACACGUAUAAAAGCAUACUUAACACAUAUCCAAUCAUAGGUAUAAAUUAUUUGAGAAAAUUUUGUGAAAGUAUAAGUGGGUAGAUUUUUCCAUUGGAUCACUUUCCAUCAUUUUUCCUUUACUCUUCAUGUACAUCCCCAUUAAACUUUUCUCUUUA